GUGUCUCAGCUAGUGUUACUAUGUUUUUUGAAGAUGCUGGACGGGGGAGAAUGUGGUCGUCUUGAGGAUCCUCCGAAAAACAAUCCCUCAUCUCCUUGACAAAUUGUCGGCAACCAUGGCAGGGAUUAUUAAAAAGCAGAUCUUGAAACAUUUGUCCAGGUUCACCAAGAACCUGUCCCCCGACAAGAUCAACCUGAGCACGCUGAAGGGGGAGGGGCAGCUGUCCAACCUGGAGCUGGACGAGGAGGUGCUGCAGAACAUGCUGGACCUGCCCACCUGGCUGGCCGUCACGCGCGUCUACUGCAACAAGGCCGCCAUCCGGAUACAAUGGACAAAGCUGAAGACCAGCCCCAUCUGCCUGUUCCUGGACAAGGUGGAGGUGGAGAUGAGGACCUGUGAGGAGCCCCGCCCCCCCAAUGGCCCCUCCCCCAUUGCCAUCACUGCAGGGCAAAGUGAGUACGGCUUUGCAGAGAAGGUGGUGGAGGGCAUGUCGGUGGUGAUAAACUCCAUCACCAUAAAGGUGCAGGCCCGGGCCUUCCACGCCUCCUUCGAGCUCUGGCAGCUGCAGGGUAACAGCCUCAACCCCAAGUGGCAGCGCAGCGACCUCCGCUACACGCGCAUCACCGACCCCAAGAGGGGCGAGGUCCUGACGUUUAAAGAGAUCAACUGGCAGAGCCUGCGGAUCGAGGCGGACGCCAUGGAGAGCGGGGAGCAGGACCUGGGCAGCACCCCUCUACGUCUCAUCACCAACCAGGGCCGAAUCCGCAUCGCGCUCAAGCGCAGGGUGAAGGACUGCAACGUGCUGGCCUCGAAGCUGCUCUUCAUCCUGGACGACCUGCUCUGGGUCCUGACCGACUCGCAGCUCAAGGCCGUCAUCCACUACGCCAAGUCCCUGAGCGAGGCCAUGGAGAAGUCCGCCCAGCAGAGGAAGAGCAUGGCUGCCGAGUCCCUGCAGACGGCGCCCCCCUCCCCGGGGAUGCACACGCUGUGGACCGAGCGCCCGCCCCCUCCCAGCGGUACCCCCAGCACCCUCAGUCAGUACUUCGAGCUCCACGAUGUCAAGGAGUCCUCCUACCACACCUACAUAUCCCGCCUGGACCUGCAUGUCUGCAACGACAGCUCCUCGCUGAACCCAGAUGAACCCCACCCACGGGGCGCUCAGGGGGCCAUGCAGCUGACCUUCCGAAAACUGGGCUUCGACUACUACCCCUUCCACCGCCCCGGAGAUGGCUGUCGCCAUUGGGAGCGUCACUGCAGUGCCAUGGAGUCCCGGGCCCAGUGGGCCAGCAAGCUGCUGCAGGAGUUCCAGAGGCGCGUGGAAGAGACGGGCUUUCCUGGGCCGCAGUCUGAACCCCCGAACACGGCAAAGGACUCCCCCACCAAGAGGCCCCAGGAUGGAGACUCCACCCCCAAAUCCAGCCCCCCAGACAGGGGGCAGACGUCUCGCCGGAGCUCCGCUGCCCCGCCCCCAGCCUCCAGCCCUCAGCGCGCCCCCUGGAAGAGGCUACGCUCCAGCUGCGUGGUGGUGCGAUUGGACGACUUGGACAUCCAUCAAGUGUCCACUGGGGGUCGCCACAGCAAGAAGACCCAGUCCCUCCUGUCCUGUAACCGCAAAGCUCUCAACCCCGCCGAUAACGUGCCAGCCAUCCACCUGCAGUUCACAGAGUACUACUUCCCCGACAACCCCGGACUGCCUGUGCCCUGCUCCAACCUGUACGCCCAGGUGAACGGCCUGCAGCUGUGCCUGGACGUGGCCAGCCUGCUGUGGAUGAACCUGUUCUCCCAGGGCCUGCUGCGCACACUGGAGCAGGUCAAGGCCUUCUACCACCUGCAGGACAGCGGCAAGGGCGAGGAGCACGUGGACGUGCGCAUGGACGCCGGCCAGCUCAAGCUGGUGAUCCCCCUGGAGUCCUCCAUCUUGGACCACCCCGACCGCCCCCAGUCCCUGAGCGUCAGCGUGUCCCAGGCGGUCCUGAGCAACACGCGCCACGCCCCCCACGGCGCCCGCGCCGACCUGCAGGGCACCUACCACUGCUUCUCCUCCUCGCCCUUCUUCCAGCCCCCACCCCCCUGCCCCUUCCCCCGCGACCAGAACGCCUUCCACCCCCUGCCCCCCGCCUUCCUGCAGCACGCCCUGGAGGCAGACCCGCCCCUCGGCGAGAAGCGCCCGCCCCGUGCCCAGGACGUCUGGUCCCUCAGCCUGUCCCGCCUGGCCCUGAGCUUCGAGGGGGCCCGCCGGGGCCCCAAGAGCAAGGCCCUGCCCUUCGUGGAGCCCUUCGCCAUGUCCGUCUGGCUGUGCCACCCCGCCGCCUUUAAGCUCCUCCCUCCCCCGUCCGGCCGGCCCGACCUCAGAGGCUCCGCCAGCUUCAGCAACCACGUGGACUCCACAACCGAGCAGCCGGGGGCUCUCCCCAAGUCUAGCUCCGCCCACGACCCCCUGAACGUGGAGGAGGCGGAGCAGGUCCCUCUGGCCUCCGUCCACAUCCUGGCCCAGUCAAUCUCCCCCGUCAAGGUGUGGCUCAACCACUACCAGUAUGUGGCGCUGCUGCGGAUGAAGGACUCCCUGGCCCGGCUGGGGGCGGAGCUGGCACGGGACACCCAGUGGGCGGGGGGCAAGCGGACGGAGCCCCCGACGGUGUGCUUGGCGCUCCUGAUGGACGCGGUGGAGGCUGGGCUGCUGCUGCCCCCAGUGACCGGGGAGCCGGACGAGGAGGCCCGUUCCCCGGAGGAGACGGACAGCGCCAGCAUGACGGACUCGGAGCUGUCGCCUGCCCGGGUGCUGGGGCCCGGCCCGCUGGAGGACAGCGGCAUCGGGAACGGCGCCGCCCACCCAGAGCAGGAGCAGGAGCCGGACGGGCCGGUGGAGGAGGCCUGCGAGGCCCUGGAGGAGGAGGUGGAGGGGGAGGGGGAGGAGGGACAGGAGGAGUCUUCAGGUCUGUCCCCGCCCCUCUCCCCCGGCCACCACCCCCUCCAGUCCCGGGAUGCCUCCUCCUUCAGCCUGGAGGGGGAGCUGUCCAAUGCGCUCAGCGCCACCAAAGACGCCACCAAGGAGGCGCUGUCAGCCUCGCUGGACCUCACCAAGGGGGCGCUGUCCAUGACCAAGGACGCCUUCAGCCUCCUGAGCCGCGGCUCAGCCAUGAGCAAGAUGCUCUUCACUCCGCAAAACAGGGAUCAGCCCCAGCGUCCCGAGGACUCCGCCCCCCCGUCGGUCCCAGGAAACCUCCGCCUGCAGUCCAUGAAGCACUCCCCUUCCCAGCAUUCCUUCGACAGCGCCAUCCUGGACGGCAGCCUUCCCGACGACGGGCUGUCGGUGGACAGCGACACCAGCGAGAACUACGUGAUCCUCGUGGACUCUGAGUCGGGAAUGGAGUCCGUGCGCCCCGAAAGCGUCCCCUCCCUGCCUGUCGACCCGCCCAGCCGCGGCAGCCCUGCCCCCGGGACGGAGGGGGGGUCGUCGGCCGACCUGAGCAGCUCGCUGUCGCAGAGCACCGAGGACAUGGCCCAGGACACGGCGUCAGUCCUGCUGCUGCAGCUCAGUGUGAUGGGCUGUGUGGUUGACAUGAAGGGGGAGGACGUGGUGGUGGCGCUAGAGGCCCAGGAACUGACGCCCAAGCAGCUGGGCAACCAGAGAGUGUCUGAGCUGCUGGGAGGCCUCACCCUGGGCGGGGUCUCCCCACACAAGCCCUCGUCCCCGGCCCCUCGGAAGGGUGGCAGGGGUGCCCCCGUGGUGCGCAUGCGGAUGGAGAUGGGUCCCGCCGCCGGCCGCCACUCCCCCCUGUCCGAGUCUGCGGGCUUCCUGGAGCUGAGCGUGGGAGGCUGCCAGGCGGAGCUGCUGGCCUCCACCCUGGCAACCCUGGGGCCCUUCCUGGAGGAUGAGCUGAGUGCCGAUGUCCAGCCAAUGAGAAUUCACCUGGACCGCACCACAAUCACGCUCAAGGAUGACGGGCCCAAGGUCUACCCCACCGCGCCUCAACCUGUCCCCAUCACCUUCGCCCUGGACAGCGUGGUCCUGGAGCGCACUGAUGAUGGGAUAUUCUGGCUAAGAGCCGACUCAGCCAGCGAGAGCGCGAUGCCAAAGCAGUCUGCCGCGGCGGCUGAGGGUGACUCUGCAGGCGGAGCUCGCUCGUUCCGGGAGCAGCCCGACGGCGACGGCUCCCUCCCUCAGCCGGAGAACGAGAGCCAGACCCUGGAAUCCCAGCUGUCUGAUGCCAAGACUGCCCUUGCCCAGGCCCUGUCAGAGAGAGAGCGCCUCCUGCUGGAGCUCCAGAAAUACAACCCGCUGUUUAGCCUCUGACCCUCCAUUCCUCCGACCAGCAGAGGGGGCUGUUCCGUGGCAGCGAGGGUAAAAGGAGGCCAGGGAGCAGAUGGAGCUCCUGUGGGCAGGUAACAGAGCGGAGGAUGAGCCCUUAUGUGUAAUAGAGCACAAAGCCCAACACUCCCCAAACACCUGAAAGCAGUCCCAGCGUCUGGAAGAGCGAGAGGACGCUGCAGCGGGACCCACACGGGUUUUGUAAAAGCUCCAGCUCUUUCAUUCUGCCGUCAAAAACAGAGGGGUGAGAAGGCCAAAGGGAGUCCAACUCCUCCCGACAUUCACGAAGAGUCUGAGUUGCUGAUCAGUCAACCGCAUGCAGUUGACCAUUUUCUCAUGCUCUUUUCCCCCUCUCAGAAACCCUCACUGGUUUCUGGUACAUCCCCCUAAAGUAGCCAUUUGGUAUGCUGAUCACCAAAAGAUCUCCGAUACAAAAAAAAACACAACAAUGGAAAGGUCCUAUUUCGGUUCAUUUGGAAUCAGUUUUCCAUUGCUUACACACUAAGGCUGAGGGAAAAAAGUCUCCCCAGAGUGAUCACCUUCAGAUUCAUGGGGAAAAGCUUUCAUAGGCUUCCGAUGUCCACCUCACGACAUCAUCGAGUUAAUCUGGCGCUCAGAUGAAAUGGUGCAGUGGUGAUACACAGUCGCUGUGCCACUUUCUAUCACCUGACAUCUCCUCAAGUGAGAGAACCUUCUAGUGCUCCGCCUCGGCUGGACUACGACGUUAUCUGUCAAACCACGGACAGCGGAGCGGCUGCUGGGCUGUGUCUGUCAGCCGGCGCAGACAGCGUGGGACACGUAACACUUACUCCGGCACACAGAUGCAUGUACACACACACACACACACACACACACACACCACGCUCAAACACAGAAGAAGCAAGUCACUUUUUUUGCCAAAACCAGUUGCCCGUUUCAC
Molecule: messenger RNA, 5228 nt
Organism: Megalops cyprinoides (Indo-Pacific tarpon)
Lineage: Eukaryota; Metazoa; Chordata; Actinopteri; Elopiformes; Megalopidae
Gene: bltp3a
Product: UHRF1 binding protein 1
Exons: 21
Coding region: 116-4294 (1392 amino acids)
Source: RefSeq, a predicted model, not a curated record